Molecule: messenger RNA, 1404 nt
Organism: Coffea eugenioides
Lineage: Eukaryota; Viridiplantae; Streptophyta; Magnoliopsida; Gentianales; Rubiaceae
Product: 8-hydroxygeraniol dehydrogenase-like
Exons: 5
Coding region: 103-1185 (360 amino acids)
Biological process (GO): lignin biosynthetic process
Molecular function (GO): cinnamyl-alcohol dehydrogenase activity; zinc ion binding
Source: RefSeq, a predicted model, not a curated record
AGCUCCCCAAUCCAUCUCCGUCUCCUCCUGGAGUCUAGAACUGCUGCUCGUUUGCUAAGCGACCAAAAACAAGGCAGCCCCUUCAAUUUUUUGGGUGAAGAAAUGGCAAAAACACCAGAAACAGAGCAUCCCGUGAAGGCCUUUGGAUGGGCAGCUAGGGACGCAUCUGGAGUAUUCUCUCCAUUCAAUUUUUCAAGAAGGGCUACUGGUGAGAAGGAUGUUCAAUUCAAAGUUUUGUAUUGUGGGGUGUGUCAUUCGGAUCUACACAUGUCAAAGAAUGAAUGGGGCGUGACACAGUAUCCCAUUGUUCCAGGGCAUGAAAUUGUGGGUGUGGUAACUGAGGUUGGUAGCAAGGUAGAGAAAGUCAAGGUCGGGGAUAAGGUGGGCGUGGGCUGCCUAGUCGGAUCUUGUCGCAGCUGCGACAUGUGUUCCCAAGAUCUUGAAAACUACUGCUCGAAGCAGAUACUAACAUACAGCGCCACUUACACGGAUGGAACAAUAACCUAUGGAGGCUAUUCUGAUGUCAUGGUUGCUGAUGAGCACUUCAUUGUUCGCUGGCCCGAAAAUUUGCCUCUUGAUGCUGGCGCUCCACUUUUAUGUGCAGGGAUCACUACAUAUAGUCCAUUGAGAUAUUUUGGACUCGAUAAACCUGGUAUACAUGUUGGCAUUGUUGGCCUUGGUGGCCUUGGCCAUGUUGGUGUGAAAUUUGCCAAGGCUUUUGGGGCAAAGGUGACUGUGAUCAGUACCUCAGAGAAUAAAAGGAAGGAAGCCGUAGAAAAACUCGGUGCAGAUGCAUUCAUAAAUAGUCGUGAUCCUGAGCAGAUGCAGGCUGCAGCUGGUACCAUGGAUGGCAUUAUUGACACCGUUUCUGCCGUCCACCCCGUUGUUCCGUUGAUGAAUUUGGUGAAGCCUCAUGGGAAGGUGGUCAUGGUUGGCGUACCCGAAAAACCUCUUGAAUUUUCCACAUUUUCCCUUAUAAUGGGCAGGAAGACUCUCUCUGGGAGUGGCAUUGGCGGGCUCAAGGAAACCCAAGAAAUGGUAGAUUUUGCAGCAAAGCACAACAUCUUAGCAGAUGUUGAGGUCAUCCCAAUGGACUAUAUCAACACUGCAAUGGAGCGCCUGCUGAAAACUGAUGUCAAGUACCGAUUUGUGAUCGACAUUGGGAGUUCAUCGAGAUCAGCUUAAAAUUUUCUGUUCACUUCUUUAAAUUCCAUUUUUUCUAAAGUUGUAGAAUGUCCUUCCCUGUUACUAUUUUUCCCCCAUUGUUAGGGGAUUUGAUAUCUCAACUAGUUGAAGGAAUAGACUUCCAUGCUCUGAAGGGCUAUUUUGGCUUGAUGUUGAAAUCUGGCGUCUCCGGAGACUAUUAGGUUUUAACAAGCUCAGUUGGUGUUGUUUUCAUUAUAA